AAAUUUUGGAUGAGGCUGGAAGGUCCAUGGCCGGGGGUCGAGCUCCUAGGUCGCGAGGUCUAGGUUCGCAUUCUAUUCCCGAAAUUAAUCAGCGCGUCUUCUUACGAUCUUCCACGACUUCACGUCAUGUUGUCUAGAGCGACUUGGAUUCGCGGGGACUAGCUCUGUCCGACUCGGAAGACGAGUUCUGACUAUCGAUCCAGACCUAUGAGCUGAAGUUCGAAGGUGUGUUGAAUACGACGGCGAGGUAUAAAUAUGACUUCAUCCCGCGAGGAAGUAGAUCUUUUCCGUAUCAGCACACCCAAACAGAUUGUUGUUUCUAUAGAGCUCCAACCUCUUCGUCUAUCAAAUCCCCAAUCCCAAGCCUCUUACUUACCUAGGUAACUUGCAACCAUCAUGCGUUCCUUCAUUGCUCUACUUACCCCGGUCCUCGCCGCGGCCACUCCCAUCGGUAUCAUCGGCGGUAGCGACACCCCUAAAACGGACGAAAUCAGCAUCAUCAGCGCUUCCGCCAGUGGAAACGGAUGCCCUCAGGGAACCGUGACUUCUGACCUUUCCCCUGACCGGAAGGUCAUCACCUUUGGUUUUGACGCUUUCCAGGUCUACACUGGACCCGGCACCAAGCAGUCGGAUAAGUCCAAGAACUGCCAGCUUCACUUGAACCUCAAGUACCCUGGAGGGUUUCAAUUCGCUGUUGUCGAGUCUACUUACCACGGAUAUGCUCAGCUCGAACCGGGCGUCACCGGAACCUUUUACUCGACCUACUACUUCUCGCAGGAUGCUGCCGCUACCACCACCACGAGAACUUCGAUUGACGGAGGCGGGAUCUGGGUCGACGGCAACGUGUACACCAAGCAGGACCAAGUCCCGACGGCUUCCAUCAUCUGGUCUCCUUGUGGUGCCACCGGAAUUCUCAACGUCAACAACCGCAUUGCGUUGACGUCCAGCAACGCGAGUGCCUCGGGCCAGAUCUCCGACGACGACGCCACCGUCGCCUUCACCCAGCAGGUUCACGUCAGCUGGCAAGCCUGUAAAUAAAGGGAAUAAGCAAGACCAAGUAACGCCUAAAGGAAGUUGUGCGGCACGGUGAUAUAAGGGGAUUUUAAGAGCACGAGGUAAAGGGGAUGGGGCUUGAUUCCCUGCAGAGUAAAACCGCUCAUGUGUAUUAGAUAGGAAAAUUCAAUGACCCCUUUCAAAACGUAGCAAUCGUCGAGUUACCUUCAUAUCCAUCUCUAGUAAACAUUCUCGAGCUUGUUAUCAAAAUGUACCUAGGAGGUAGGCAAUGUGGACUAUAGUGCACAUACUUAAGGUAAGUUUUUGGUAUUCUCAAAUAAAUACUGGGAUCAUUA
This is a messenger RNA of Daldinia caldariorum, 1349 nucleotides long. RefSeq lists its product as uncharacterized. Lineage: Eukaryota; Fungi; Ascomycota; Sordariomycetes; Xylariales; Hypoxylaceae. The record is from RefSeq and is a predicted model, not a curated record. The transcript is spliced from 3 exons. The coding region runs from base 397 to 1038 and encodes 213 amino acids.